UUAUGAAGUGUGUUGAAAGGGUUAACCUAUAUUCCCCUUGGCCUCCCAGUUUGGUUUUUCUCACAAAGAAGGGUUUUCGUUCGCACAGUGCUCACUCGCUCGUUUCAUUCGUUCCUUCCAACUCUCGCUGAUCAUCCAUGGCUGAACAACGCGCCACCUCCGACAAUCGCCACCAGCUCUCCGUCGCACCGCCAUUGCAGAUCUCCAAAGAUGCCCCAGGAUCUGACAAUUCCAUUCCACUCUCACCACAGUGGCUUCUGCCAAAGCCGGGGGAGAAUAAACUUGGAACAGGAUCUGUGGAGAACCACAUGGUCUCGAACCCACCUUAUGGCCAUCGCUCAGAGACUGUCAAGACAUCUGGAAACGGAGAGGAUGUGCAUGAUGUCCAUAAGAAAAGGGAUGUCUUUAGGCCAUCCAUGUUUGACUCAGAAAGUGGACGUCGUGAUCGUUGGCGUGAUGAGGAGAGAGACACCAAGUCCUCCAUUCGGAAGGAUCGUUGGAGAGAUGGGGACAAAGACCUAGGUGAUUCUCGCAGAGUGGAUCGAUGGACAGAUAAUAUGUCUGCAAGGAACUUUGCAGAAGCACGGCGUGGUGCAUCUGAUAAUCACAGAUGGAAUGAUUCAGGAAACAGAGAAACUAACUUUGACCAGAGGCGUGAAAGUAAGUGGAACACCCGCUGGGGUCCUGAUGACAAGGAGCCAGAAGGCAUCCGUGAAAAAUGGAGUGACUCUGGAAAGGAUGGUGAUAUACAUUUGGAAAAAGGUAUGACUAACAUUUCCAGUCAGGGAAAGGACGAGAAGGAGGGAGAACACUAUCGGCCAUGGAGACCUAACUACUCACAGGGCCGUGCAAGGGUAGAUCCUUCCCAUACAACCCCAAACAAACCAGUCUCUACAUUUUCCUAUGGGCGUGGUCGUGGGGAGAAUACACCCCCAGUUUCUAGUAUUGGACAUGGACGUACUGGUUCCCUUGCUAGCUCUUUGAGUAGCACAUACUCUGGAACUGCAUUGGAAAAGGUUCAAAGUGGACUUGAAGAACUGAACCCCUUUAGAUAUAACAGGACAAAAUUGCUUGAUGUGUACAGAGUGAAUGGUAUGGGUACAAAUAGAAAACUAGUUGAUGAUUUUGUGCAGGUACUUAAUCUUACUCAGGAUGAACCCUUGGAGCCUCUAGCUAUUCUGGCACCAAAUCCUGAGGAACUGGCUGUCUUGAAUGGAAUUGACAAAGGGGAGAUAAUUAGCAGCAGUGCUCCUCAGGUUCCAAAAGAUGGAAGGUCAACAGAUUUUACUCACACAAGAAGAAUGAAGCCUGGAAGUGCACCUUUCCAAGAUAGAGGUGAAGAUGGAGGUUCUUACAAAGUGCCUGAAGAGGUUUCCAGUAAUAAAGAUUCAUCAUUUGAAGGAAAUACUUCUGUUCAUGCUGGUGCUUCAUGGCGAACAAUGCCACUUGGUGAUCAUGCUGCCCAGUUUCACGAUGGUAGAGAUGUAACUAGUGAUGUUAGAUUGAGAAAAUCGGAUCUGAACUCACUCCAGCCAAAAGAUCCUCAUAAUCAGUGGGAAAAUAAUUUGGGUUAUUUAUCUGACUCCAAAGAAGUAGGUAAGUGGCAAGCUAGUGAAGAUCCUGUUAUUAAGAGGCAGUUGUCUGGCAUUUUGGAUAGUGAACUUGAAAUCAGAAGAGUUCAACAGACUGCUCCAGAGGAGUUAUCCCUUUUGUAUAAAGAUCCUAAGGGUCUAAUCCAAGGUCCAUUUAAAGGAAUUGAUAUUAUUGGAUGGUUUGAGGCUGGGUAUUUUGGUAUCGAUUUACCUGUUCGUCUGGAAAAUUCAGCAGCUGACUCACCAUGGUUGUCUCUUGGUGAUGCCAUGCCCCAUUUACGAGCUAAAGCUCGACCUCCACCUGGGUUUUCUACACCAAAGCCAAAUGACUUCACAGAUAUUCCUGCCCGACAAAUUUCCAGUACAUUUGGGAAUACUCUUACUGGUUUGAAUGAGCUUGACAUUUUGCGAAGUGAUUCUAGGCAUCGUCCAAAUCCUGAUACUGAAGCUGAAAAUAGGUUUCUGGAGUCACUCAUGUCUGGUAGCAAGAACAGUCCUCCCCUUGAUGGCCUGGCAUUGUCAGAAGGUUUACAAGGGUUUGUUGGAAAUAAUCCUGGUAAUAUGGGUACAUCAGCAGUUGAUAAUGGAAAUCUUUACUUGCUUGCUAAGAGGAUGGCACUUGAACGACAACGGUCCUUGCCUAGUCCCUACCCUUACUGGCCAGGGCGUGAUGCAGCUUCGUUUGCUCCAAAGCCGGAGGUUGUUCCAGAUGCCUCCAUGCAUUCUAAACUAUUGUCUUCAGUGAGUGAUAACUCUCGGCAACCUCAAUCCCAAAAUUCCGAGUUAAUGUCAAUCAUCCAAGGUUUAUCUGAUAGGACAUCUGCUGGCCUAAAUAAUGGUGCUGCUGGCUGGCCUAAUUAUCCCUUACAAGGUGCAUUGGAUCCCCUGCAGAAUAAAAUUGACAUGCUUCAUGAUCCGAAUUUUCCUCAAAUGCCAUUUGGAAUUCAGCAGCAAAGGCUGCCAGCACAAAACCACUUGUCUUUAAGCAAUUUACUGUCUCAAGCUGCUUCUGAUAACCCAAAUAACCCUUUGACAGCGGAGAAGCUACUUUCUUCAGGUUUAUCACAAGAUCCUCAGAUAUUGAAUAUGUUGCAACAGCAGUACUUGUUGCAACUGCAUUCUCAAGCGGCUGCUCAAUCACAGCAGAUCCCCUUGAUUGAUAAACUUCUAUUGCUGAAGCAACAACAGAAACAGGAGGAGCAGCAGCAGCUGCUACGGCAACAACAACAACAAUUGCUUUCUCAAGUGUUGCAAGACCAACCGUCUGGCCAGCUCUUCAGCAAUUUAUCUUAUGGACAGUUGCAAGGUGUAUUACCAAUAGGUAAUUUGCGUGUGGAUCCUUCUCUAGUUCAACCACAACAAGAGGUUUUUCCCAUGAGCUCUCAGACACCAAUCUCCAAUGUGCAUAAUGAGCAUAAUUCUAAUUCUUUGAAUCUACCACCUAAAGUUAGUCAAGAUACAAGUUCUAAUGUAAGCAGCCAAUCUUCUUUACGUCUUCCGCACCAAUUAUUUGGCGAUGCUCAUCCAGAAAAUUGGGGCCCUAAUCUUACUGAACAAAUUAUCGAUCAGCAUCAGAAGGAAUCAUUUCCAGUAUCAUCAACUCAGGCUGAUGGUUCUGCAUUGCUUGAACUGAACAGAUUCAAAGAGGAACCCCUCAUUGCAUCUCUUUCUCCUUCUGAUUAUGCUGCUAAGUCAGUGGAACAGGUGCCACCCAGCAAUUUUAGGCCUGAUGCUGUGGUUGUGACCUCAACUUCUAAGCCUGGGGAAAUUUCUGGAAAUGUGGAGUCUUUUGCAUCCAGCAUUGCCUUAUCUACAACUGUAUCUAAUGUGUCACCACCAGUGAGUGGUCCUGGUACGGAGGUGAAGACCAAAUUGGAUAUUGUGAAUCAAGAGCAUCAUGCUGGGAACGGCGGCAUUGUAUCUGAGCCAUCUCUGGGAGACAUAAGAAAGAUUGAAGCUCAAGAACCUAAAAAGGCUAGUGAGAAGAAAUCUAAGAAGCAAAAAUCAACCAAAUCUCAGUCUUUUGAUCAAACAAAGGGAGCGGUAAAAAAUUUGACUUUGCAGCCAUCAAAGCAGUCAGAAACUGAAAUGGCGAAGUUAAGUGAUUUUAGGGAAGCUAAGAUUGACGAAUCGUUAGAUGAUACAAAUAUGCAACAAACAAGAGUUAAGGGAACACGGACUGGAAGUGCUGUCUCAGAGACUGGUGAUCACCAACAUGCUGGUGGCUGGUCUGGUAUUAUUACUGGAAAGAUAGCUGAAACAGUUGGUGUAGGUGAGGCCAUUUCAACUACAUUUUUGACACAGAAAACUGAGGUACCUGCCGGACGAGCUUGGAAACCUGCUCCAGGUGUCAAACCGAAAUCUUUCUUAGAAAUUCAACAGGAAGAAAAAAGGAAGGCAGAGACCGAAACACUAGUAUCUGAUGUUGCUGUUUCUGUCAAUUCAAUGAGCCUAGCAACUCCCUGGGCUGGGAUUGUAGCCACUCCGGACUCCUUGAAGGUAUCUAGUGACAGUGUCAGAGAAGGAGGCAAUACUGAGAAUCCUGUUAAAUCUGAAACUUCUCAAAAUGUCAAGAGCAAGAAAAGCCCUCUACAUGAUCUAUUAGCAGAAGAAGUUCUAAAGAAAUCUAAUGAAAUAGAUGCUGAGGUUCCAGAUAGUAUAUUGCCCUCACAUAAUAUAGUUGUACAAUCAGAGUCAUUGGAUGACGGCCAUUUUAUUGAGGCGAAAGAUACUAAAAGAAGCCGAAAAAAGUCAACAAAAUCGAAGGGUUCAGGAACUAAAGCUUCAUUGCCCAUUGCAUCAUCUGAUGUACCCAUAGCUUCAAGCCCCAAUGAAAAGGGAAAAAACUCCCGCUUGGCACAGCAGGAAAAGGAAGAGUUGCCUGUCAUCCCUGCAGGACCCUCUUUCAGUGAUUUUGUUCUUUGGAAAGGAGAGCGAGAACCACCAAGCUUGUCUCCUUCUCCAGCAUGGUCUACUGAUUCCGGUAGGGUUCCAAAACCAACUUCAUUGAGGGACAUUCUAAAGGAACAGGAGAAAAAGUCCUCUUCUGCAAUUCCUGUUAGCCCAGUGCCUCCGCCUCCAAAAUCUCAGCCUACCCAGUCUACACGGAAUAGUGCUUCUUCAUGGUCAGUUUCAGCAUCCUCUCCAUCUAAAACUGCUUCUCCAAUUCAGAUAAAUACCCAAGCUUCUCAAUCAAAAUACAAAGGAGAUGAUGAUUUGUUCUGGGGUCCAAUGGAGCAAUCUAAGCAAGAUGCUAAGCAGUCUGAUUUCCCUCAGCUUGCUAGCCAAGGGAGUUGGGGUUCAAAAAACGUAAGCUCGAAAGGUAAUUCCCCCGGACUAUUGACAAGACAGAAAUCAGUGAGUGGUAAACAAGCUGAACGGUCUCUAGCAUCAUCACCGGCCUCUUCUCAAUCAAUGCUGAAAUUGAAAAAAGAUGCCAUGACAAAGCAUUCUGAGGCCACGGAUUUCAGAGAUUGGUGUGAGAAUGAGUGUGUUAGGCUUAUAGGUUCAAAAGAUACAAGUUUCCUUGAAUUUUGCUUGAAGCAAUCCAGAUCGGAAGCUGAACUGCUCCUCAUAGAAAACCUUGGAUCAUAUGAUCCUGACCAUGAAUUCAUUGAUAAGUUCCUGAAUUACAAGGAGUUGUUACCAUCGGAUGUUUUGGACAUAGCUUUUCAGAGUAGGAGUGAGAAGAAAGUUGGUGGACAUGGUGCGGCAUGGACAGCUUCAGCUAAUGCAGAUACGCAGGAUGUUGACUUGACUGAAGGAUCCUCUAAAGGUGGUGGAAAGAAGAAAGGUAAGAAGGGGAAAAAGGUUAGCCCUUCAGUUUUGGGAUUUAACGUUGUGAGUAACCGUAUCAUGAUGGGUGAGAUCCAGACUGUAGAAGAUUAAUUGGAGAGAGUUUCUGUCGGUAGAUGUAAAUACAUUUUGGUCGUACUUUGUAAAUGUUUUUUUUUCCCGUUUUAGGUGUUUUAUGUUUUUUUCUUUUUUAUACAGAACAGUAGCAGCAUUUAUUGGAUCUGCUUAACCAAUUUUGUUAUCUAAUGUUAGGAGUUGUUUUGACACUA
Molecule: messenger RNA, 5656 nt
Organism: Vigna radiata var. radiata (mung bean)
Lineage: Eukaryota; Viridiplantae; Streptophyta; Magnoliopsida; Fabales; Fabaceae
Exons: 9
Coding region: 138-5480 (1780 amino acids)
Molecular function (GO): protein binding
Source: RefSeq, a predicted model, not a curated record